Molecule: messenger RNA, 2530 nt
Organism: Hibiscus syriacus
Lineage: Eukaryota; Viridiplantae; Streptophyta; Magnoliopsida; Malvales; Malvaceae
Product: protein phosphatase 2C 53-like
Exons: 6
Coding region: 769-2214 (481 amino acids)
Biological process (GO): protein dephosphorylation
Molecular function (GO): cation binding; protein serine/threonine phosphatase activity
Source: RefSeq, a predicted model, not a curated record
GUUGUUAAAGUUUAUACAUUUUCUUUCCCCCUUUUCUUUUAUCUUCUUGAUUAUAACUUUUAGCCAAUUUUCAGCAAAACACAUUACAAGAGGCUGAGAAGGGUUGCCUCAGAUCCUGGGAACUCUUUGUAUAAUAUCUGAAGAAGGGUACUCUCCCUUUUAGGGUUUUCUUGUGAUUCUUGGGGCAUCACUUUUCUUUAAGUUAUUUUUCAUGAACCCCCUCCCCCUCUCUCUCUCCCCCCCAAGUCUUUCCUUUUUGUGUUUAAGGAUAAAGGGUUGGCCUUGAAUUUGAUCUAUUUUUGGUUGUGUGGAUGUUUAUGUUAUUUCUCUGUUUCUUGAUGUAUUAACUUUAUUCGGAAAAAAGAGGCAUAAUCAAAGGUGUAAAGUCACUAUUUUGGGUAGUAAUUUCCACAAAUGGAAGUUUGGAUCCAGUUGUAGUUGACCAGAUCUGACUGUAACCCAAUUCUCUUUCACUACCUUGUUUCACUCACCCAUAGGUUCAAAACCUGAACUUGACACCUCUUUGGACACCUUUGAGUUGAUUAAGGCAUGGUUAAUGAUAUGUUAAAACCCACCAUUCUUUGUUCCAUUGUCAUUAGUUUAGCUAAACAGUGAUUAGUAGUGUGGUAUUUGAAGGGGUUAAAGGGGAUUUUUGAUGGAGGUGUUGCCAUUUAGAUUAGGUAAUUCACUUUGUGAAAACUCAACCUUUUCUACUUGUGUGGACAUCAUAAUUCACAAGACUUAAGCUUUUAUUGCAACUGUGAUGGUAUGGAAACUGAAGUAAGUAGCAUGGAGUUGCCACUACCAGAAGAGGUAAUGGAAGAAGUUGAUAUGGUAACUAUUAUUAAAGAUAGUUGCAUUGCUAGUGCUGAUAUUAUAGCCCAAGAAAGUGAGGAAGACGAUUCUUUGUCUUUGGAAGGCGAUCGUGUUUGUGAUAUGGAUAGCUUGUGUUCGUUAUCUGUGGCAAGUGAGACUAGCAGCUUUUGUGGAGAGGAUUUCCUUGGUUUCGAUUCCACUUCUGGUGUAGACAUUGAGAAAAACAUAUGCGGUUUGGAUAUUAUUGCGAAAGUCGCCAAAUUUGUGGAGUCGAAUGUCGAAACAGGCAACAAAGAUCCUAUUGCUGUAGAGGUCAGCCUUGAGGAAGAGGUUGGAGAUGGGUCUGAAGUGAAACUAUCUGAAGGGGUUCUUCAAUUGGCUCUCCAAAAGGAAGAAACUACUAUGACAGUUCCGGUCCCGCGCAGUGUGUUCGAGGUGGAAUAUGUACCUCUUUGGGGAUAUACUUCUAUAUGUGGAAGGAGACCUGAGAUGGAAGAUGCAGUGGCUGCUGUGCCACGGUUCGUAAAGGUUCCAAUCGAAAUGCUAAUUGGUGAUAGGGUAUUCGAUGGCAUGAGCAAGGGCUUUGCUCAUCAGACUGCUCAUUUUUUCGGGGUCUAUGAUGGUCAUGGAGGUUCACAGGUUGCAAACUACUGUCGAGACCGGCUUCACUCUGCUUUGUCUGAGCAAAUAGAGUUUGCUAAAGAAUGUUGGAGCAAUGGAAACGCAACCCAUAGUUGCCACGAGCUGUGGAGAAAGGCAUUCACUAAUUGUUUCGUUAAAGUUGACGCUGAAGUCGAAGGACAAGCUGGUCAUGAACCUGUUGCCUCGGAAACAGUUGGUUCUACUGCUGUUGUUGCCCUUAUUUGUUCUUCUCAUAUCGUUGUAGCAAAUUGUGGAGAUUCAAGGGCAGUUCUAUGUCGUGGUAAAGAGCCCAUGGCUUUGUCCGUGGAUCAUAAACCAAAUCGAGAAGACGAAUAUGAAAGGAUCGAAGAAUCUGGAGGCAAGGUUAUUCAAUGGAAUGGACAUCGGGUUUUUGGUGUUCUUGCAAUGUCAAGGUCCAUUGGUGACAGAUAUUUGAAGCCCUGGAUCAUUCCAGAACCAGAAGUAAUGUUUGUCCCUAGAGUGAAAGAAGACGAAUGCCUCAUUUUAGCCAGUGACGGUCUAUGGGAUGUUAUGACAAACCAAGAAGCAUGCGACCUGGCUCGUAGACGAAUACUUCAAUGGUACAAAAAGAACGGUGCAACCCUGACUUCAGAAAGGGGGGAAACAAUCGAUCCUGCGGCUCAAGCAGCAGCCGAAUACCUUUCGAACCGAGCUCUCCAAAAAGGAAGCAAGGACAACAUCACAGUACUUGUGUUGGAUCUGAAAGCUCAAAGGAAAUUCAAGAGUAAGCCAUGAUUUAGUUUCUCCAACUUUGCCAUAUUGACAAAAUCCAUACGGUUUGAAUAUAGCUUUUCUCCAUUUGUAUGUACACUAUAGAACAUGAAGCACGCACCAUUGUAUUUCUGGUGCAUCUCCAUUGUUUUAAGUUCUGGGUAUUAUAAGUCAUUAGCCAUGCCGUAGGAAAUAGGCGAUUAUGUGGAUUUCCAUGCUUUCAGACAUCGUGGGAAAAUGUAUUCAUUGUGCCUCCGAGUUGAAAAAAUCACUCAGAGGCAUUUGUUUUGUAUUAUUUUCGACUCCAUGGUGCUUAUAAAAGUUAGCAAGUUCUGGUUCA